Messenger RNA from Drosophila bipectinata, 3262 nucleotides. RefSeq names its product Valyl-tRNA synthetase, mitochondrial (gene ValRS-m). Gene Ontology annotation, cellular component: cytosol. NCBI's taxonomy places the organism in Eukaryota, Metazoa, Arthropoda, Insecta, Diptera, Drosophilidae. The record is from RefSeq and is a predicted model, not a curated record. Gene Ontology annotation, molecular function: aminoacyl-tRNA deacylase activity; valine-tRNA ligase activity; ATP binding. Gene Ontology annotation, biological process: valyl-tRNA aminoacylation.
ACGCUAUUUUGUAAUGUGUUAAAAAAUUAUUUUGGAGUACAGUUAAAAAACAACGGUUUGGAUAGAUUCGAAAUUGCCGCCUCGUCUAUCGAUAAACAGUUUCUAUCGGAUAUCGCAAUCAGCUGUUUUCAUCACCACUUAGCCAGGGACUUUUAUUUAAGUUUGACAUAACAUUUUGAACAAUAACAAUGCAAAUAAUAAAGAAUUUCAGCAGUAAAUUACUUAGACACAAAUACCUGUGCCAGCCGAGACUCCAUUCCCUUUACUACAGCACUGUCAAAGAUGCGGAUAAGCAAAAGGAUCUUCCGCUGGCGUCGGGUUAUCAGCCUAAAAUUGUGGAAGACGCCUACUGGGAGCGAGAGCAUCGACAUGACAACUUGCCGAAAAUUGGGGGCCAGCGGUGUAAGCGAGGAACAUACCGCAUGCUGCUUCCCCCUCCGAAUGUCACAGGAAACCUGCAUCUGGGACACGCACUGAUGGCCACCGUUCAAGAUGUCAUUGCCCGCCAGCAGAGUCAGUUGGGCUAUCAGGUAGACUGGGUGCCAGGCACGGAUCAUGCUGGCAUAGCUACCCAGGUGGUAGUGGAGCGCACCGUUGCGGCUGCGCAAGGAAAAACUCGUCAGGAACUGGGUCGCUCUGCCUUCCUGAACGAGGUGUGGCGAUGGAAGGCUGAAAAAGGCGCUGGCAUCGCCGAUGAUCUCAGAAAGCUUGGUUGCACCCUUAAUUGGCAGCGGGAGUACUUCACAAUGGACAAGCAGCAGGCUCAUGCCGUGAACGUGGCUUUUGAAAGGCUAUUCGAAGAGGGUCUCAUUCGACGGCGCAACUCGUUGGUCAACUGGUCCACCCAUCUACGCUCCGCCAUCUCUGAUAUUGAGGUGGAGUUAAUGGAUAUCAAGGAGCCAGUUGAGAUCUCGGUCCCUGGCUAUGAGAAAACCAUUCUGUUUGGUCGAAUCUUCGACUUUGCUUAUACCGUAGUGGAUGGUGAAAAGUUGGAGGAUGGGUCCACUGAGGAGAUUGUAGUAUCCACCACACGACCGGAGACCAUUUUGGGCGAUGUAGCCGUGGCUGUCCAUCCCUUAGAUCCGCGUUAUGCUAAGUAUCGUAACCGCGGGGAGGUGAAGCUGAAGCAUCCCUUUCGACAGGACACCAUUCCCCUGGUUUUUGACAUAUUCGUGGAUCAGGAAUUUGGAACUGGCGCCGUAAAGAUUACCCCCGCUCACGAUAAGUUCGAUUUCGAGCUAGCAACGCGCCACAAGCUGGAACCGCGCCAGGUUUUCACCGAGACCGGCCAUGUGGUGGAAGAGUUCCCGGAGUUCAAAGGAAAGGCACGCUUCGAAGUUCGAGACUUGAUUGUCGACAAAUUGGAGGACUUGGAUCUGCUGCGAGAGGUGCGCGCCCACAGUAUGCAGCUGCCGGUCUGUUCCCGCUCCAAAGACGUUAUUGAGUACAUGAUUGUGCCGCAAUGGUUUCUCAAGUGUAAAGAUAUGGCCAAGGAUGCCCUUUCGGAGCUCCACAGUGGCCGGCUACAAAUUCUGCCCAAUAGCUUUGACGGGGAGUGGGAACGAUGGCUUGAAGACUGCCGGGACUGGUGCAUUUCACGACAACUGUGGUGGGGCCAUCAAAUACCUGCCUACCACAUCACGGAUUCCAAAGGCACAAGUCACUGGGUGGCAGCUCUUAAUGAAAAGGCGGCCCGCGAGAAGGCAGUUAAACUGAUGGGCAGCGAAGACUUCGAAAUAACCCAGGAUCCUGAUGUGCUAGACACUUGGUUUUCCUCGUCGCUGUUGCCGUUUUCCGUUGCCGGGUGGCCAGACGAAAAAUACAGGGAAAGAUAUCCCUUGGACCUCAUGCAAACGGGUCACGAUAUCCUGUUCUUUUGGGUUGCCCGAAUGAUGAUGAUGGGUUUGAAACUGACUGGCCAGGCGCCUUUCCAGCGCAUUCUCCUCAACGGCAUUGUGUGCGACGCUCAAGGCAGGAAGAUGUCCAAGAGCUUGGGCAACAUUGUGGCGCCGCAACAGGUGGUACAAGGUGCCAGCUUGGAGACUCUAACAAAGGGCCUGCAGGAAUCCCAUGAUGCGGGCAUCAUAAAGAGCACUGAGCUUAAGACUUCGACAGAAGGAAUGACAAAGAUGUUUCCCAACGGCAUCCAGGAGUGUGGCACUGAUGCUCUGAGAUUCACCCUGCUUAGCCACAACAUCAAGAACCACUUUAUCAGUUUCGAUGUCAAUGCCUGCUACACCAACAAAUUGUUUCUCAACAAGAUCUGGCAGGCUCUCAGGUUCACCAUGGGCUCUGCCAAAGGGUUAGGUAUUACUCUGGACCAGUUCGAGAGCCUACAAGGGGUAAACCUAAGCCUAUGGGAUCAAUGGAUCAUUGGGCGUUUGGCGGAGACUUUGGCCAUUUGUUCGGAGAGCUACAACACCUACAACUUCCAUUUGGCCACAGCCGCCUUGAAGACCUUCUUCUAUCAAAACUUAUGUGAUACUUAUCUGGAGACUACGAAGACGGCUAUAGCUAACCGUACCCCCGACGCGUUCAUCCAUGUGGGCACCUUGACCGCCUGCCUCAGUUGGGGUCUGCAGGCUAUGGCUCCGUUCACACCCUUUGUGGCCUCCGAGCUGCUGCAGCACAUUCCGUUGAACAUCGAGCUGAAGCUAUCAGAGUACCGAGACGCCACGCUGGAGGAGGAGGUCAACGAAAUCGUAAACAUCUGCCAGAGUGUGCGCCAAGUGAAGAGUCGCAACCAGAUUAGCAAGCGACACAAACCCCAGCUGAGUCUCUUUGCCCAGAAUCUGGAGGCGGAGGAAGUGCUGCGCCGCCACCUGCCACAGAUCAAGGUUCUUACCCGCUGCAAUGACGUGGAGCUGCAACUGCUUGACGAGGACUCGAAAUUCUCAAAGAAACUGAACUUUUUCUCGACGGCUGGCCCGUUGUGCUCGUUCGGCUUGAGGAUUUCCGAUGAGGUGGCCGUUCCCAAGGAGAAGCUCAACGAAAUGCAGAAAGCCAAUCACAAGAAACUGAAAAAGCUGGUGACCGAACUUCAAAGGUAUCGGAUGCGUCUGGACAACGAAGCCUUCCAGAUGCUGGCUGACAAGUCCAUCAAGCAGCAUUUCGAGAAUAAGGUGAAAGAACUGGAAGCCGAGAUCAGUGUUCUAACUGAAAUGGCAGCGUGAUCCUGAUUAUCUAAAUUAGUCAUUGUUAUGUUUAAAUCGCAAAAGUCCCCUGUGUUUUUUAUUAAAAUAAAAGACUGCAAUAUUUGUUA